This is a messenger RNA of Schistocerca americana (American grasshopper), 834 nucleotides long. Its product is annotated as DBF4-type zinc finger-containing protein 2 homolog. NCBI's taxonomy places the organism in Eukaryota, Metazoa, Arthropoda, Insecta, Orthoptera, Acrididae. The record is from RefSeq and is a predicted model, not a curated record. Bases 1 to 834 code for a protein of 277 amino acids. The transcript has a single exon.
AUGCAGCGUAUGCACGGGGUGCAGCCUUCGAAUGAAAUGCAGUUUUCGCAUGGAGUGCAGCCUUUGGAUGGAGUGCAACCGUUGCUCGGAGUGCAACCUUCGCACGGAGUACAAUCCUUGCUCAGAGUGCAACUUUGCUCGGAGUGCAACCUUUGCUCGGAGUGCAACCUUCGCUCGGAGUGCAGCCUUCGCUUGGAGUGCACCCUUUUCUCGGAGUGCUGCCUUCGCAAGGCGUGCAGCCUUCACAAGGAGUGCAGCCUUUGCAAGGAGUGCAGCCUUCGCAAGGAGUGCAGCCUUCGCAAGGAGUGCAGCCUUCGCAAGGUGUGCAGCCUUUGCAAGGAGUCCAGCCUUUGCAAGGAGUGCAGCCUUCGCAAGGUGUGCUGUCCACGCAAGCCUUGCUGUCCUCGCAAGCCGUGCUGUCCUCACAAGCUUUGCAGUCCUCACAAGCUUUGCUGUCCUCGCAAGCUUUCCUGUCCUCGCAAGCUGUGCCGUCCUCGCAAGCUGAGCCCUCCUCGCAAGCUGUGCUGUCCUCGCAAGCCGUGCUGUCCUCGCAAGCUAUGCUGUCCUCCGCAAGCUGUGCUGUCCUCGCAAGCUGUGCUGUCCUCGCAAGCCGUGCUGUUCUCGCAAGCCGUGCUGUCCUCACAACCUGUGCUGUCCACGCAAGCUGUGCUGUCCCCGCAACCUGUGUUGUCCUCGCAAGCUGUGCUGUCCUCGCAAGCUGUGUGUCCUCGCAAGCUGUGCCGUCUUUGUAAGCUGUGCCGUCCUCGCAAGCUGUGCCGUCCUCGCAAGCUGUGCUGUCCUCGCAAGCUGUGCUGUCCUCGCAAGCUGUGCUGA